This is a messenger RNA of Dovyalis caffra, 939 nucleotides long. Lineage: Eukaryota; Viridiplantae; Streptophyta; Magnoliopsida; Malpighiales; Salicaceae. The record is from the annotation of a GenBank genome assembly.
AUGGAGGCUAUUACGGAAGGCAUGUUUAGAGAAAUUCUGGUGCGUUCUGCAUUGAUUCAGGGUUCUGUGGAAAGUGGAAGGGCUGAUGUGGUUUUUAAAGGGAUUGGAGAAAUUGAGGCUAAAAAAGGGAAAUUUGAGCCACUUGAGGGUGAAAUUAGCAACUUUGAAGGGAAAAGUAAAUUGGGUUUUGAAGAGAAUGUGAAGGCUCAAAUGGGUUUCGAAGGAUUUAGGGAGACUCAAAGUAAGGAUAAUGAAUUCGUUAAGUUUUGGUCUGAUUCUGAUGGUGAAACCUUAUUUGAACAAUAUACUUUAGACUUGGGGAAGCCUUCUUAUCAAGUAAAAGAGUGUGGUCCUCUCCUAAGCCAAGGUAUUCUGACCUCAAUUGGUGUGAUAUGGGCACACCAAAGAAAGAUUCCUGCUCCUGAAUUGUACAUAAAGAAUAUUGAAACUGAGGAAGGAGCUGUGGACAUCAGCAUUGAUGAAGACAUGAGAAGUUUCUUUGGAGAUAGUAAUUAUGCCAAAGGAAAAGAGAUUUUCCUCAAGCUUAGAGCUCUUCAAGGAGCUAUGUCAAAGAAAGUUUUAUCAUCUGGGCAUCCUAUUUUAAGCUUUGAAACCAUUGUCACUGCAACAUGGACGAUGAUUCUUUUGGCAUCAAAUCCUGAAUGGCAAGAUAGAGUUCGAGUAGAAGUAUAUGAAGUCUGUAGGGCGCAACUGUCGGAUGCAAACAUGAUUUGCAAGAUGAAAAUAGCGGAGGUUACUCAGUCAAGAGAGGAUAUCACCAGCAUGUUCAGCGGUUUAAUAGCAGCAGUACAUCCUCAAGUCGUGGUAUUGCUCAUGAGAAAAAUAGUUGGUGGAAGAUUUUGUGAAGCCUCUCCAUCCAUCCUGAGUUUUGGAACUUUAUAUGGAGAGCCCGGAAGGAAGCUUUUCCCACUCACGUAA